Molecule: messenger RNA, 1467 nt
Organism: Cryptosporidium muris RN66
Lineage: Eukaryota; Apicomplexa; Conoidasida; Eucoccidiorida; Cryptosporidiidae
Product: eukaryotic peptide chain release factor subunit 1, putative
Exons: 1
Coding region: 1-1290 (429 amino acids)
Biological process (GO): cytoplasmic translational termination
Cellular component (GO): translation release factor complex; cytosol
Molecular function (GO): sequence-specific mRNA binding; translation release factor activity, codon specific
Source: RefSeq, a predicted model, not a curated record
AUGGGUGACAGUGAUACAAAUGUUAAGCAAUGGAAAAUUCGCAGGCUAAUUGCAACUCUAGAAGCAGCUCGUGGGAAUGGGACAUCUAUGAUUUCUUUAGUAAUCAAACCCAAAGAUGAAAUCUCAAGAAUUUCAAAAAUGCUUGCUGAUGAAUAUGGUACUGCCUCAAAUAUAAAAAGUAGAGUUAAUAGAUUGUCCGUCCUUUCUGCAAUUACAAGUGCUCAACAACGCUUAAAGCUAUAUAACAGAACUCCACAAAAUGGUUUAGUACUGUACUGCGGUACACUAAUUACCGAAGAUGGUAAAGAAAAAAAAGUCAACAUUGACUUCGAACCAUUUAAGCCUAUCAAUACUUCAUUAUAUUUGUGUGAUAAUAAGUUUCAUGUAGAUGCACUUAAGGAACUAUUAGAGACAGAUGACAAAUUUGGUUUUAUUAUUGUUGAUGGUAAUGGAGCAUUAUAUGGGGUAGUACAAGGAAGUAGUAGAGAAGUUUUGCUUAGAUUUACUGUAGAUCUUCCUAAAAAGCAUGGACGUGGUGGACAAUCAGCACUACGUUUUGCCCGUCUUAGAAUGGAGAAACGCCACAAUUAUCUUCGUAGGGUAGCAGAGACUGCUACAUCUUUAUUUAUAUCUAAUGACCAAAUUAAUGUCGCAGCUUUGAUUUUAGCUGGAAGUGCUGACUUUAAAAAUGAACUAGCACAAAGUGAUAUUUUUGACCAAAGACUAGCAAGUAAAGUACUGAAGAUUGUCGAUAUAUCUUAUGGAGGUGAUAAUGGAUUUAACCAAGCUAUUGAACUAUCAGCAGAUACUCUUCAAAAUGUUAAGUUUGUUCAAGAGAAGAAGCUUAUUACUAAAUUUUUUGAAGAGGUUGCUCAAGAUACUGGUAAGUUUGUUUAUGGGAUAAAUGAAACACUCCAAGCACUAGAGAUGGGUGCAGUUGAGCUCUUAAUAGUUUGGGAGAAUCUAGAUACAAAGAGAACUGUUGUUAGAAAUCCAGCUAAUAAUGAAGAGAAGAUCUUUCUUACUGGUUUAACAGAACAGUAUGAUGAAUCUAAAUUUAAAGAUCCAGAAACAGGGGCUGAAUUUGACAUUAUAGAGGUUCUUCCUCUGACAGAAUGGCUUGUAAACUCUUAUCAGAAUUUUGGUGCCCAAUUGGAAUUUGUUACAAAUAAAUCACAAGAAGGAAAUCAAUUCCAACGAGGAUUUGGUGGGUUUGGUGGAAUAUUAAGAUACAAAGUAGAUUUUCAAGAUUAUGCAGUUGUAGACAAUGAAUUUGAUGAAUUUAUUUAAUAAGAGUACAAUUCAUAUGAUUUCAUAUGAAAACAAAAGAUAUCAUAAGAAGAAAUUAAUUUCUGUAGUAACAGUUUCCCAAGAAUUUAAUUCACUUAUAAGGAAUAUUUUACUUUUCAAUAAUAUUUCACUAUGAAUUAAGUCUUACUUGAAGUCUUUAUAGAAAGAAUAGCUAAA